Drosophila eugracilis is the source of this 3386-nucleotide messenger RNA. It is a transcript of the gene Usp20-33, whose product is annotated as ubiquitin carboxyl-terminal hydrolase 20. The coding region runs from base 81 to 3008 and encodes 975 amino acids. The record is from RefSeq and is a predicted model, not a curated record. The transcript has 5 exons. Gene Ontology annotation, molecular function: cysteine-type deubiquitinase activity. Lineage: Eukaryota; Metazoa; Arthropoda; Insecta; Diptera; Drosophilidae. Gene Ontology annotation, biological process: protein deubiquitination.
ACGCCUUUUCUUCGGUUGUUCCAAUCAAAAUUCUCUAUUAAAAUAUCAAAAAACAUAACAUAGGCAGCCAGUGAGCUAUAAUGAGUUUAAGUCCCAACCGAAAUCAGUACAAUCCACAUGUAGACCACCUCAAUCACACCGUAGACUGCGACCAGUGCCACAAGCUGGCGAACGGCUACGCCAUGAGCGACCCAAGGAGCAGCCGAUGUCACGAUAAGCUCUUCAGCGGUUCUCUCAAUUCACUGGCCAGGCGGGAUUCGGGCGGUAGUGGAAAUGUUGAAAAGGACAAGGCCAGAGGCUCGGGCACAGGACUUGUCGGUCUGCAGAACCUUGCCAACACAUGCUACAUGAACUCGGCUCUGCAGGCUCUAAGCAACCUGCCACCGAUGACGCACUACUUCAUCAACUGCAGUGACUUGGUGGAGUACAUAGCAGAGCAGAGUGCCCGCCGCUGCAAGCCCGGCGGUCUGGCCAAGAGCUACCGUCGUCUGAUGCAGGACAUCUGGCAGGAGGUCGACGAUCCCAAAGAGAAUAUUGCUCCGCGUGGAAUUCUGUACGGUAUUCGUACGGUGCACCCAAUGUUCCGCGGCUAUCAGCAACACGACACUCAGGAGUUCCUGCGCUGUUUCAUGGAUCAACUACAUGAGGAGUUGACAGAACAGGUCUCCUUCCUGCCACAGACGCUGAACCAGGCUCAGUCCCAGUCGCAGUUAAAUCAACAGCAACAGGCCAACGAAACAGACGACGACAACGAGGAUGAGACGGCCCCGACAUCUAUGACUCCUGCGGCUUCCGAGAGCGAGUACGAUACCUGUGAAAGCAGCAUGUCCGAGCGGUCUGCUGAAGUGUUGCUGAAGACCGAAUAUUUCGUGACACCUUGCCGAACAAACAGUUCUAACAACGCCCUGCCGGAAGGUCAUACAGGGCACUUGCAGCAAUCACAGUUACAGCACCAGCAAAAAAGUGCAUCGUCUAACGAAGCCCAGAAGCCGGUAGAGGCGUCUCGAUCAAUUAUCAGUGACGUAUUCGACGGCAAGCUCCUGUCCUCCGUGCAGUGCUUGACCUGUGAUCGCGUAUCUACGCGCGAGGAAACAUUCCAGGACCUUUCGCUGCCUAUUCCUAAUCGCGAUUUCCUUACCGUUCUCCACCAGGCGCACAGCUUGAGUGUGCAGAGCCUUAAUGCCGCCGAAACAUCCGCUAGGACCAACGAGGGCUGGCUGGCUUGGAUGUGGAACAUGCUCCGCUCAUGGAUCUACGGACCCUCUGUAACGCUCUAUGACUGCAUGGCAAGUUUCUUUAGUGCAGACGAGUUGAAAGGAGAUAACAUGUACAGCUGCGAGCGCUGUAAUAAACUCCGAACGGGUAUAAAGUACUCCCGUGUCCUCACUUUGCCCGAGGUUCUGUGCAUCCAUCUGAAGCGCUUUCGGCACGAUCUGUCUUACAGCUCAAAGAUCUCCUCGGACGUUUACUUUCCGCUGGAGGGUUUCGACAUGCGGCCAUACAUCCACAAAGACUGCAAGAGCGAGGUGCCUAUUUACAACCUGUCGUCCGUGAUUUGUCACCAUGGAACGGUGGGUGGUGGCCAUUAUACAUGCUAUGCACGUAAUGCGAUCAACGGAAAAUGGUACGAGUUCGAUGAUCAAUUUGUGUCAGAGGUUUCUCCGGAACUGGUUCAGAGCUGCCAAGCGUAUGUUCUGUUUUACCAGAAGCAUAACCCCCAAAUGAAGAUAGUAAGGGAUCAGGCAAUGACUUUGUCUACUACACAUCCCCUAUGUGACUCGGAUAUUCAAUUUUAUAUAACGCGAGAAUGGCUCUCAAGGCUUGCCACCUUCUCGGAACCUGGACCGAUAAAUAACCAGGAUAUGCUCUGCCCCCACGGUGGUAUUCUACAUUCCAAGGCGGACAUAAUCAGUCAGAUUGCAGUGCCUAUCUCGCAGCCGCUGUGGGACUAUCUCUAUCAGACUUUUGGCGGCGGACCAGCGGUGAACAUAAUCUUUGAGUGCGAGAUCUGUAAGCGGGCGGCAGAAACGUUAUCCCGUCGUCAAUAUUACGAGCUUAUGGAGUUUACCAAGUACAAUGGCCUACAGAGCGAGUUCGACUCGACAGCCAUUUAUGCGAUCGCAAUGCCCUGGUUGCGAUCUUGGCAGCAGUUUUCGCGCGGGAAAACUCACAAAGACCCAGGACCGAUUGCCAACGAAGGCAUCUCUGCUUCCACUGAAAAUGGUUCGCUUAAUGGAACUGCCACUGUAAGCUGUGUGAGAUUGGGCUCUGAUUACGCCCAAUUAAAUGCCCGCCUUUGGCGAUUCCUGCAUAACAUCUACGGUGGUGGUCCAGAAAUUAUGCUGCGGCAGGCUCUUUCCGAUGACGAUGAAGCCGAGGAAAUUGAAAUCAUCGAUCAGGACGAUGAGUGCGACGAUGAUGAGGAUCAGGAGGAAGACGAAGAUGAGGUGAUUGCGACAGCCAACUAUCAGCACAAUCAUUCCGACACCGAAAGCAAUUUGGGCCGCCGUACAACUCCGAGCCCAAGUCUCAGUCCCAGUCCAAGCCUAACGGCCAAGCGUCAACCGAUGGAGGCGGAGUCGGAUCUACGGCCAAAUAGUCCAAAGUCCAAGCGCAGCAGGUCCAAAUUGAAGGUGUCCGCUCUGCGUUUAAAUAUGCGGAAGAGAGGCAAACGAAACCGCAGUGCAUUUAAACAGCAUGCCGAGAUGUUUGGAGCCAAAGGAAACUACAAUGCCCACACCAAUGUCGAUCCACUAGUUACCGAGCAGCGGGAUAAAGAAAAGGACCGAACUGAUGCAUUUCCGAGCGAAUAUAGCUUACCGAUUUCUAUACCAUUCCAAAGCGAUAAUUUCCAGGUGAACGGUGUUCACGAAAAGUCGCGUGACAAGAACAAACCGCGUCACAGCUCCAGGACCGGCAGCACCGGUACCACUAAGGGGAACGUCACGCUCCAAAAGUUCGUGACCCUGCGCGAGGCCAAUGGGCCGAGUGACGAGACUGAUAUUUGAUCGACGGCACCAGAGGAGCGAGAAGAAGUAGGAGAUAGUGCCCUUGGCCAGAGACGCCAAACGCCGCUGCCUAAGCGCAGGCCGAAAUCCAAGUUUACGCGUAAGCGAAAGCGUCAGUAAUUUUAUACCUCAGUGUUUUGUUGGGGUGGAGGCUAUAUAAGUUAUGUAAAAACUGUAUUUAUAAAUUAAUCGUAUUACCCGGCGCCUUACCAGUUAUGUUUUACCAGCUCCUGGCCAAGGGUGAUUUUGUAUAUAGUAUGGAGUGCUUUAAUUGGUGUAACAAUAGCAAAUAAAUCGUAGAAAUCUUGGUCAAACUGCGGGUUCUGUGAAUCUAGGCUUUCAGCAUAGCCCAGACAACAAGAAAAUAAAGAAAAUCAA